AGUCGCUUUGCUUAGGAAGGGUUGGGCUUAAGACAUCUUAGUGCACCUAAUCCUUUUGGAGACCUUGCGGACCUCCUCCGUAUCGAGCGCAUAAGAUGUCGACCCUCACCAGCUCCAAGCUCUCCAGCGCUGGCGUGCAGGCCGCCCACAAGGCGCCUCGUGCCGCGCAGGUCGCUCGCCUGACCAGCCGCGCCACCUCCUCCGCCCGCGCUGCGCCGCUUGCCUUCAAGCCCGUCUCGCGCUCCUCCCUCACCAUCACCGCCGCUGCCGCUGCCGUCGCCCCCGCGCCCUCGGCCUCCCUGGCCGACGCCCUCAAGCCCAACGUGAUCGCCCGCGUUCCUCCCACCCAGCAAAAGCAGACCUGCAUCAUCACCGGCGCCUCCUCCGGCCUCGGCCUUAACGCUGCCAAGGCCCUCGCCGCCACCGGCGACUGGCACGUGGUGAUGGCCUGCCGCGAUUUCCUCAAGGCCGAGAAAGCCGCCAAGGCCAUCGGCAUGCCGUCUGGAUCCUACUCCAUCCUGCAUCUGGAUCUCGCUUCCCUGGAAUCUGUACGGCAGUUCGUUGCCAACUUCAAGGCCACCGGCCGUCGGCUGGAUGCGCUGGUUUGCAACGCCGCCAUUUACAUGCCAACCGCCAAGGAGCCCAAGUUCACUGCUGACGGUUUCGAGUUGUCGGUUGGGACCAACCACCUGGGCCACUUCCUGCUUGCCAAUCUGCUGCUGGAGGACCUGAAGGCGGCGCCCAACCAGCAGCCCCGCUGCGUCAUCGUGGGCUCCAUCACCGGCAACACAAACACCCUGGCGGGUAACGUGCCGCCCAAGGCCAACCUGGGCGAUCUGUCCGGCCUGGCUGGCGGAGUGAGCCCCGCCAGCCCCAUGAUGGACGGAGCGGAGUUCAACGGAGCCAAGGCGUACAAGGACUCCAAGGUCGCCUGCAUGAUGACCGUGCGUCAGCUGCACCAGCGCUUCCACGCCGCCACCGGCAUCACCUUUGCCUCGCUCUACCCUGGUUGCAUCGCGGAGACGGGUCUGUUCCGCGAGCACUACGGGCUGUUCAAGAAGCUCUUCCCGCCCUUCCAAAAGUACGUCACCAAGGGCUAUGUGUCGGAGCAGGAGGCGGGCAAGCGCCUGGCGCAGGUUGUGUCCGACCCCUCGCUGGACCGCAGCGGCGCCUACUGGUCCUGGUCCUCCAGCACCGGCACCUUCGAGAACCAGGUGAGCGAGGAGGUGGCGGACGACACCAAGGCGGCCAAGCUGUGGGAGCUGUCGGCGCGCCUCGUGGGGCUGAACGCGUGAGGAGGGGUGAGGACUGAAGCGCGUGGAGCUGGGGAGGGAGGUGCUUGAAGGGGC
This is a messenger RNA of Astrephomene gubernaculifera, 1349 nucleotides long. Lineage: Eukaryota; Viridiplantae; Chlorophyta; Chlorophyceae; Chlamydomonadales; Astrephomenaceae. The record is from the annotation of a GenBank genome assembly.